GUGAACUACAACUCGAAUUCCACCACCACAGAGCGUGUCAGUGUGAAUAACUCUCUUCUUGUGUCACAUUGAAGAGCCACCUCUACGCCAAACCAGACUUUUUCCGUCGACACCGUCGCUCAGACACGAUGAGGUUAGGAACGAUUGCGGCCUUUGUAGGCUUAAUAGGGGCCUCCCUCGCGCACAACAUUCAAUUAAAGGCACACACGCGUGAAUGUUUCCACGAAGAACUGCACAAGGAUGACAAGAUGACGGUGACCUUCCAAGUGGGCGACCGAGAAUUCGGAGGUUCAGGAAACCUGGACAUUGAUUUUUACAUCACCGACCCUGCCGGCAACUACGAAACCCAGAUGAGCACGGUAUCUUCCGGUGACUACUCCUUCGAGGCCCGCAUGGAUGGCAAAUACAUCUACUGCUUCAGCAACGAACAUUGGUCCGCCAACAGCAAAGAAGUCUCGUUCAACGUUCACGGAAUCGUCUACGUUCCCGAAUCAGAGGCCCCAUCUGAUCCUUUGGAAGGCGAAGUGCGUCAACUUUCCGAACUCCUAGCCCAGGUCAAAGACGAGCAAACCUACAUCGUCGUCCGAGAACGUACGCACCGAAACACCGCCGAGAGUACAAACGCAAGAGUCAAGUGGUGGUCAAUAUUCCAGCUGGGGGUCUUGAUAGGAGAAGGAGUGUUCCAAGUUUGGUGGUUGAAGCGUUUCUUCGAGGUGAACAGCCGUCCUCUUCCAUGAAAAAAAAAGAUGAAAAAAAUCCUUUGUACUGUUACUCUGCCCAGAGUUCGUCUGUCAAGAAGAACUGUGGACGCGAUCAUCUCGAACGCCUGAUUGGAUUGAGCUUGAUGGCUGACCCUUUUGUGUUCAAUAGGUCAAGCGAGUUGUAUAAUAGCUUAUGGAUACAAAAAGUUCCGUUUCAUGGGACACUUAUAAACAAGGGCCUUUGAUGAUUUGCAGUUGGUUGUUCUUGGAUGGGAAAUACCUUUGCGAUGGCAUUAUCAUGGAACAUAUCCACGAGCCUCGAUAGUGGCCUCACAGGGUCCGUGGUCGGUGAGGACGAGCAAAUUCAGCAUGUCAAAAACGAUGUCAGGUUUUGGUGCAAGCCGAGGCCAACUCAUGUCAACGAAGGAUUGCCCAAUAUGCGGACAAAUUGAAAAUGCUCAGAAGCAUGUGCAAAAAAGUCCACACC
Molecule: messenger RNA, 1188 nt
Organism: Exophiala oligosperma
Lineage: Eukaryota; Fungi; Ascomycota; Eurotiomycetes; Chaetothyriales; Herpotrichiellaceae
Exons: 3
Coding region: 129-737 (202 amino acids)
Biological process (GO): intracellular protein transport; protein retention in ER lumen; endoplasmic reticulum to Golgi vesicle-mediated transport
Cellular component (GO): endoplasmic reticulum-Golgi intermediate compartment; COPII-coated ER to Golgi transport vesicle; endoplasmic reticulum
Source: RefSeq, a predicted model, not a curated record